AUGUCAAAGCGUCAGACAUGGGCGAGUGAACUACGGAAGGGCGAGCAAAGCUUGAGUACUGGCAUAUUCAUCCGAGAUCGCAACAGCCCUUUACCCAAGACACUUUUCAAGGCGAUUAAGACAGGAGUCGAUACUCCUGUCGGAGGCUCGACUAGGUGUUGGCCCAAGAAAUCGGCCGAUGAAAAAAUUGGCAUACGCUUCGACUGGGGUAGAGCGGCUUUUAGGGACUCACACGGCUUGUGGUGGCGUAUCCUUAACCUACAACUGAACGCAAACGCUGAAAGCGAGGCUAUACGCAAGGCGGCUCAAAAGAACGGGACUGAUGACACUCGAUCCAAGAUUUAG
Molecule: messenger RNA, 345 nt
Organism: Pleurotus ostreatus (oyster mushroom)
Lineage: Eukaryota; Fungi; Basidiomycota; Agaricomycetes; Agaricales; Pleurotaceae
Exons: 2
Coding region: 1-345 (114 amino acids)
Source: RefSeq, a predicted model, not a curated record